ACAAUUUUAUAUUUGUUUAUAUUCAAAGGCAUAUGCCACCUGAGGUUUAGCACUUUAAAACAAUGAUAGUUAACUCCUAAAACAGAUGCUGGUUUGUUUUAAAGGGAACUGAGUUACGUUAAUUUAUCGCGGAAAGUUCGUUUGUACAGCUCGGUGUGUAAACAACAGCGAAGGCCAACUAAAGCAUCUUUUAAGUAUACUGCCAGCUUUCUGCGUUAGAAAAAAUGGACAACACCCAGAUAACAUAUAGGCGUGAGCCUGGUAAAAGGGUGUUUGUGAACAGAAACCUGAUGCUUGAAAAAGUUGGGUUCUAUGGCUUUGAUAUGGAUUACACAUUAGCAGUGUACAAAUCGCCAGAAUACGAAUGCCUUGGUUUCGAACUCAUCAGGGAUCGUCUGGUACAUAUGGGUUACCCAGAGGACAUUAAAGCGUUUGAAUAUGACCCAACUUUUCCUGUCAGAGGCUUGUGGUUCGACACUCUCUAUGGAAACAUGCUGAAGGUGGAUGCUUUUGGCAACAUCGUGGUCUGUGUUCACGGCUUCCAGUUUGAGAAAGAUCAAAAAAAAAUUUACGAACAGUAUCCGAACAAGUUCGUUCAGAUGGACGAAAAGCGAUUCAUAAUCUUCAACACCCUCUACGACCUUCCAGUGCUGUACAUCACGGUGUGCCUGGUAGACUACUUCAGUGAACACCCUGACUACACAAGGACACCUAAAGGGGUCAAGUGUGGAGACCUGACCAUGACUUAUCACUCCAUGUACAAUGAUGUUAUGACAGCCACAAAGUGGGUUCAUAGAGCCAAAGGUCCCUUGAAGACAGAAACCUUGGCAAACCCUACAAAAUAUGUGGAACAAGAUGAGAGGCUGCCUGAUUUGUUGAACAGACUGCGAUCUGCUGGUGCCAAAGUGUUUUUAGCUACAAAUAGUGAAUUUGCAUACACAGCUAAAAUCAUGAGCUACCUCUUAGAAACUCCACCUAAGGAAAAUGAAGAAAAACGCACCUGGUUCUCAUACUUUGACUAUAUUGUUGUGGAUGCCAAAAAACCACUGUUCUUUACAGAAGGAACAAUCCUUCGACAGGUGGAUAAGGAGACAGGGCAGCCAAAAAUAGGUACCCAUACAGGACCCAUAAAAGAGGGUCACAUAUACUCAGGAGGCUCUGUGGAUGUGUUCUCGGCUGUGAUGGGGACUUACGGAUCAGAAGUCCUGUAUGUUGGAGAUCACAUAUUUGGAGACAUUCUGAAGUCCAGGAAGGCACUUGGCUGGCGCACAUUCCUAGUUGUACCUGAGCUUCUCCAUGAGCUGACAGUUUGGACAGAGAAGCAAGAGCUCUUUAAGAAUCUGGAGGAGUUUGAUACUGUUAUCAGCAAGAUGUACAGGAAUAUGGAUAUUACCAGCAGCGAUAAACCAGACAUUAGUAACUACAAGAUGGCCAUUAAGGAUACGACACAUCAAAUGGAUAUGUCGUAUGGCUUGCUUGGAAGUCUGUUCAGAAGUGGUUCCAGGCAGACCUUUUUUGCUAGUCAGGUGAUGCGCUUCGCAGACCUUUAUGCAGCAUCUUUCAUGAACUUGAUGAACUACCCUCUGACCUAUGUUUUUCGAGCACCUCCAAUGCUGAUGGCCCAUGAGUCUACAGUGGCUCAUCAUGAUCACAUUGGUACGGAUGGACAUAAGGGUGUGUUCGUCCGUAAUCGCUUAGAAUCAAUGGAUUCCACAGCAGUCUCCAACAUAUCCCUGACACGUUCACACAGCAUUGUUCGUAACCAUGCACCUUUGCCUCGCCAGAUUACACAGAUCGGAGAUGACUUCAUGGGAGAUGAGUCAUUUUCUGGCUCAGAUGAUACUGAACCUCAACAGCAAUGAGAUAAAACCACAGCAAACAGUAUCAGUUUAGUGAAGUAUAUUAUUAUGAUAUUGUAUUAUCUGCCAGGGUCAGUAGAAGAUGUUUCUUUCUUCUACUAAUGUAAACAUCUUCACUGAUGUAUUUCUUUUCCUUUUAUUUUUUUUUGUUGGAUUUACCCUAAAUUAGUGAUAUCCUUUUGUAAGCAGUGAUACAUCAUUUUCAUAUCCGAAUAUCUUUUGUUUCAAAUUUAGAUGUUUCAGAUUUGUCAUUGUGAUAAACAACUUUUUUUUUUUUUACAGUGAUAUAUUACAAGAACAAAAAGGAAAUACAUUUAUGUCAUCAUGAAAGAUUCAUAAUCGCUAUAACAUGACACAGGAUAGAUGAAGAUUUCUAGGCUAUAGUUUAAAGACCUUAAACACCAAGUUAUGGAAUAACAUGCUGAUAAGGAAGCUUACAGCCGUUAAAAAAGCAUGCUGUUUAUAGGUAAUAAGGCCAUGUGUUGUUCAACAGUAAAUCAAGAAUUUAGAAGAGGCAGAAUCUACUUCUUUUUUACUUCUUAUUCCUUUAUGCCCCCCAGUUGAGUAUAGGGCUACAACUACACUACGUCAUCAAAUCUGGCUCUUGGCAUCCCUUUCCAGUCGUCCAUAUCAUGCCAGCUGCCUCUGCCUUGAUGUGGACUGAUUUUCUCCAUGCCUGUCUGGGUCCCCCAACCCUACGCCACCCCUGAGGCUUCUACCCCAGAGCUUGUCUUGUUAAAUUGUUGGGUGGCAGGUUUUUGGUUGUAUUGGAGAUCUUCUCGGGUCAUCUGAUGCUGAGAAUGUGUCGCAGACAUCUGUUGAUGAAUGUCUGAAUCUUGUUGGUGAUGGUGUUUGUCACAUGCCAUGUCUCAGAUCCAUAGAAGACUGACUUGACAUUUGCGUUGAAGAUGCGGAUCUUGGUGUGGGGAGAUAAAGCCUUGGAGUUCCAGAUAGGUCACAGGAUGUGGAAUGCAAGCCUGGCUUUAUUUAUUCGGCUUCUUACAUCUUCAUCUGCACCUCCAUCUUUGCUAUGUUGCUAAGGUAGGUGAAACAGUCGCUGUAAUAUAUUCCCCAUGUAGUUGUAGUGGGACUUCCUGUUUGUUGUUGAUCCGCACUGCCUCAAUCUUCUUGAUGUUGAUUGUCAGGCCAGUCAUUGCUGUUUCUUCUGACAGCAAAGUGAGCUUUGUCUGGGCAUGUUGCUGCUUGUGUGACAACAGACUGAUGUCAUCCAUAAAGCUGAGAUCCUCAAGUUGCCUAGCAAAUUUCCACUGAAUGCUCAUGUUGCUGUUAGAGGUUAUUCUUCUCAUGAUCCAAGGCAGAAUCUGCACUUAUUGAAUAUUUUACAAGAAUAACAAGACCCAGGACUUGAUCAGGAUCAUAAGUUUUGAUUUUUUAAAAACAAAUUCUUCCAAGCUUGUCCCAGAGGAAAACAGUGUCAAAAGCAAUGCUUAAUAGUCUCAGUUUCCUGUAUUUCAAACUUCAUGUCCAGAUUCAGAAAAAUAAAUCCACUUGAGAGUUCGACAAUAUACUUGCUUUGUGUAUCUCUAAAGAUCUUACUCAAACAGAAACUGAUGUCAUUUUGACUGGUACUUCCCUGUUGACUGAUGGGUUAAUUUGUAGGAUGAUAUUCCUCUGGUGAAACUGUUUAUUUUAUUGUAAUUGCUUUGUUUUCUGAUACAAUUAUAAGACUCCAAAAUCAGCUAAAUAUUUUGUCAGAUUGCUAAUAACUUAGAUCUUACAAUAAACAGUCAAGUGUAGUGGUUUUCAGAAAUGGUGGUUUAGAAACGUUUGUUGUAAAAAGGACAAAUUGGUUAUAUGAUGGGAGAAAACUUGAUAUUGUUAACAUGUAUUAAUAUCUUGGCAUACUUUUGUUAUUAUGUUGGGCUUUUACUCAUGCACUUCAAGACUUUGCUUCUAAAGCUCAAAUUGGUGUUAUAUGUAUACUCGAGGCCGUGAUCUAUCCUUGAUUCUUAAAACAUUUGAUGCCCAGAUCAAGUCUGUACUGCUCUAUUGCUCAGGAGAUCUUCAGAUAAUAGCAUAAUCAAAAAUGUACAUAUGUUUGCAAUGAAUAAAUUCCUUAAUUUUUCCUGUAGGACUCCUAUGAUUUAUGGUAAAUAAGCAUAUAAACAUGUAUAUAUAUAUAUCAAUGCAUAUGUAUGAUAUAUUGCAUAAUGGCUUAAAGAAAAGUCUGUGAAAUGUAAUUUGCACUAAUGAUAAUAGGGUGACAUGGUUAAAUUAUGUGAUAAUAUUUCUUUACAAAUAUGGGUUUGGUUUUGUAUGGGAAAGUCAAGGGGUUGAAUUUGUUGAGGGUUUUUAGAAAGUUUUGAAAUUUAAGUUGAUGGUUUGUUUUCACUAAAUCUGGGUGAAAAAUCUCAACUGAGCUCCAGAUUUGCAAUAUACAGCUCCUUUAACUCUGCCAUAUCACAGACUAGCUUUCUUGUUCACAUAAAACAUACAGGUAUGAGAGAUCUGAAUUUUAUAGGCUUUAUAAACUCCUACAAGUUUUGCUUUUGCUGUGAGAAUAAUGGAAACACCAAGUGGAAUUUUUUUUUGCAUACAUGCCUUAUUUGUCAAGAAUACAUUCUUUAAAGUGUGAUUUCACAUGUUAGAGUCUGCCUUUUAGUGUCAGCUAACAAUAUGAAAAUAAACACCAGUUGAGCCAUACAGAGCAUUAGGUUUCAGAGAAAACAAUGCAGGUUGUUAAAUGGUUCAAGUGCAUCUGCUUUGUAAUCUUAUUAUUAUCCAUGUAUUUAUAUAAAUGAAAAAUCUUAGUUAUUUUUAAAUGCGAUUCUUCAAAUGUAGCUGAUAGCAUGUAUCAACACUGUCUUUUACACACAAGAGCAAACACAUGAUUUGUUAGCUUCCUAGCCUUGGUCUUUGUAUGCUGUUUCAGUUGUUUCCAUUCAGUCAAGUAUUUAUUUUAAAUUUCAGUCUAUUGAGUAUACUUUUAAGUUGCACCCACUUAAUUUUUUUUUAAUCUUUACUUUAUUCACAAAUAAGCUGCAUUGGUUUAAAAGCUGCAUGCAUGCAACUUUUUCAAUGGCCAGGUUGAUUGCCUUCAAAAGCUGCAUCAUAGACAUUUCAUCUCAUUUUUAAGAUUCAUUAACGAUGAGGGUGUGUGCUUGAUCUCAAAGCUUCAAUAGUAUGUGGCUUUGAUUUGAAAAUGUGAGCAGGUAACACUGUAAUAACAUGAGCAAUUAACAAUUUAACAUAAAGCUCAUAGAAAAAAUUAAUUGGAAUUGGAAAAAUCCGCAAACAAGCUACAUCAUUGUUUAAGCUGCAGGGUUUAAAGUUGUGGCUUAUAGUCUGAAAUUUACAGUACCUUGAUUUUAUGUGUUGUUUUCUUUAUGUCCACAGUUUGUAUACCUCAAGUCAUAUAUAAACUAGGCUGUUUCUUUUGUUGGGCUGCAGAAUGUAACUGUUGGUGCACAUCUUGCCGCCACUGUUGUUAAUGCUCGAGAGAUGGCCCAUAGUGUGGUAGAUACAUGUUUGAUCUUUGUAUGUUGUCCUUACUAUUCAACUCAGUCCAUUCAACUAUAUACUGCAGUUAAUUCUUUUUGUUAGAGGACAAAAUGUAAAUGUUUGCACAUUUCAGCUACCUCUCUUCAGUCAUGGAAGGUUCUCACUGUCAAUACACAACUUGAUAUUACAUUUUUGUAACAAUUGCAGAGAUCUGUAUUUUCUUUUUUUAUUUUCCCUGUUUUUGAACAGGAUUUGAACAUUUUUUGGUUCUUAUUCUUGACAAGAUAAUUUAAGCUUUCAUUCAUAAGAUAAAGAAAAAUGGAUAGAGGGCAAAUUAAAUGACUUGAACAAUGUGAAUAGAAAAGUUCUGUCAUAAAGGGAUUUAUAGAUCUGAUUGCAUCAGUGAUACUGCUUGUGUUCCUAUCGUAACAAACUCCAAUGAGAAAAUAUUCUUUAGAUUAAUUGAUCUGUUUCCAAUAGAGUUAUCAUAUCACAACCUCUUAUCACAUUAAGGAAUGCCUUGCUGUACUGAGGUAUGUUAUAGGUUUCAUAGAUGUUUCAUAAAUUUAAAGGAUUCAUAAAAAACAUUAUCAAGACUGAAAAACAUAAUUACUAAGACCUUAGACGACCACAUUUUGUUCAUCUUAACCCAUUUAUGCCAGAGGUUGAGAUUUUUGAAUUUGUGCUUGAAAUGCAUACAUGUGACCUACAAAUAUUUAAGGAAUAAGAAUCUGAUGAGAAAACAAAAAUGAAAAGUGAGGCAUAAAUGAGUUAAAUGACUUUUUCAUGUCUGUUGUCCUGUAUUAGAUCAAAGCAUAAGUCGGAGUAAUCACAAUGGGCUACACCUGUCAGUGCAAGGUUAAAAUUUUAAGAUAAUUUAGGUAAAACAAUAUUGCAGCAUUAUUUUAAAUAAAUAGUAAUUUGGAAAUGUUGUAUUCUAUGGCGGUGGUAUGCAAGUCGAAAGUUGAUACUAAAAGUAUACAUCAGAAUCAGAAAAAUUGCUGAUGUCACAAGUAACAUACAUAUAGACCCGACCCUUCUUAAGAAUGAUUGUUGGUUUGAAGUGUUUUGAUUUUCGACAUGCAUCAACUGAUUAUUAUCAUCAGGCAUAAAGAGAAAGCAAUUAGAAGAUGAACCAUUCUUGCAAAGGUGUUUUGUGCAAUUUGUCAGAUAUUAGGGUUUCUCCAUUUUCUUUUAAUGAGAAAAUAGUUUCCCAGUAAUAUGUAAUGUGCAACCAGUUGCUUGGCAUUUUCAUUAUUAAAAAUCCAGGACAAGGCCUUCAGGGUAAUAUAGUGCAAUGAACAGAUUUCUUUUAUGUUUACUUGUAAGACAUGAUCAGCAUAGUGGGCUGCUUGUGACAUGAGUGUGUCUUGCAGUGACCAAGUCUGUAAUGCACAGUUUGCACAGAGUUUUAGCAGGUAACCCUGUUAAAAGAACUGCACUACAAAUUGUUUCAGGGACCUUUUUUUUUUUUAACUAAAAAAUUCCAGUAUUGAGAAAUGUGUAUCUAUCUGUAUGUGCUAUUACCUACCAAUGUGAUAAUUAAAACGGAUAGCAAAGUCGUGCUUAUGGUUGCUUUAAAUAUAUUUUAAAAGAGGUUUUGAAGCUCCCACAACAUCCAUGUUUGGAUAUAUGGAGAGCAUUGUCUAUUUUUUUAGGAUUUAAAUUUUUUUUAUCCAGCUGUUAUUGGUAAAAGAUCUUAACUAAUGUUUGGUAAUUACCACAUCCUGAACACUGUGCUGGAACUUGUUUUUCUGCUAUGCAGAACAAGUCCAAGCUUAACUGGCUACUUGUUAAGAAUUUGCUGUUCUUGUUGUUUGCAGUCUCUAUGGGUCCACAUACAAGUUUACUGUUGUUACCAAGAUGGCAGUUUUGCUGUCUCAUCUUAGUUCCUGUACUUUCAAACUACUUUGAUCAAAUGGCAUAUCAAAAUGUCAAGUGUGCUUUUACUGUGUUAGCAAAAGUGGUUUGUAUAUGUGACUAAUCCAUUUGCAUCCAAGCAUAUUGUGCUUCAUUUACAUGUUGUCACAGUUGUGACUUUUUAAGAUUGAAGUUUUCAAGGUCAGCCUUCAUACUUACAGCCUGUGCAGUUCUGCAUUCAGGUACAUUUGGCUUGAAUCACCAUGGACUACAGAUCUGCUUAUUUUUCAACAUACAAGGUACAGUGGAGAUGCAUUAACAUUAUUUUGAUGGGCUAUGGUUAUUCUGAGGAUUGAGCAUGCUUUUAAUAUUCGUAUCAAUUCAGAGUUGCUGCUGCUACCUGACAAAUGGUCCAACAAGCCAAGAUAACCCCUAACACUGUACUGACCUGAAGUUGUAGAGACUUUUUACAUUUUGCAAGUUUAGAUAUUGUUUAAAGUGGUCAGCAGCACUCCAAAAUGGUUGGCAGUAACAAAAGCAUUUGAAAUGUUUUGCAAUCCUAAUUCAUUAAUAUAGAGAUGCAAUUUUAGGGGAAAAUGUAAUGCUUGAAAUUAACAUUUAAGGUAAUAUAUACUUCUUUGACUUUGCUGGGAGAUAGUGCAUUUUAUUGAUGUUGGGUUUCCAGUUAUUCUUCUAUGUAAAGCAAGUGGACCAUAUGUAAAUGUUACCAGGUACUUUCCUAUGUUUCUAAAUAUUUAAAAGCUAAAAAUCAGUGUAGUCUUCAGGUGUAUAGUCUUCUUCCUCCAAGCUUUGUGUGUUUGUUAGCUGGUAAUAAUAAUAAUAAAAAAAAAAUCAGGCGGCA
Molecule: messenger RNA, 8043 nt
Organism: Pomacea canaliculata
Lineage: Eukaryota; Metazoa; Mollusca; Gastropoda; Architaenioglossa; Ampullariidae
Product: cytosolic purine 5'-nucleotidase-like
Exons: 17
Coding region: 225-1862 (545 amino acids)
Molecular function (GO): 5'-nucleotidase activity
Source: RefSeq, a predicted model, not a curated record